AUGCCAAUCUACACCCACCCCUUAGACGGGUCCCCGAAAUUCCCUACAAAUUAUCUUUCAGACACAGAAGCUGCACUUCGCACCCUCUCGUCUCGAUAUCGUGAACAGUCAAACUGGACCAAUACUCUCACAAACAGUAAAGAUCUUGCAGAAUGGGUCAAGAACUCAAAACCCAAAGUGACGUUGGUUCGAACUAGUGAUGUUGAUUUUUUGUUCCAAGAACUAGUAGGUUAUAAAAAGUAUGUUGAGAAGUUGGAGAAGACUUGGAAGGGGCUGGGACCAGAUGUUGAUGCUGUUUGGAGGAUGGACGGGUUGCUCGAUAAAACUUGGAAGAAGAGGUUGGUGGAUGCGGCUGCCACCCUCGCAGAAGUUCCAAACAAAAACAGAGGCUGGCCAGCUAACUCCCCAAAAGAGCAAAUUCGAGAUCUCCUCGAUCCGUUCAUGUAUGCUUUCGUCUAUAACGAAACCUUCGCCUUAAAAAACGGCGAAUUCAGCCAACUACCACCCCGUUUACCCAACGAACCAGAUUUGGAACAGUAUGACCACACAGGCUACUGGCUACCCUCAGAGUUCAUAAUCUCAGAACAAGGAACUUCCACAAAAAUCUCCUCGUACAUCAAUAACCUAACACUACCAGGUCAGGAUGUCUUGUUCCAUCCAAUCCUCGAAAAGACUUUUACACAAAUGCUACCGCUUUUUGAUCAUGCCCUGGCGGACCUAGCAGGGGGCGGGUGUUUAAGAAACAGGAGCACCAGAACGGCUUCCUAUACUAUUGGGGAAGAUGACUAUAUCGGAGACUACUAUUCUGGUAACGAAGGUCAACCUGGCAACGCGUGGACUCCGCCCAAGAUGGUAGCGUCGAGAAUGCUACGGGGUAAAACCGUCAAGGUUAUUGUUAGGAUGUUGGAAGUGGGAUUGUCACCGAGCAAUCCUAUAUACCAGAAUCCAGACCCAGAAAUUGAUGGCAUGGCGAAUGAACGCAUUAUUGCGACGGGGAUGUACCUCUACGCGCAACAAAACGUGACAAACGUUUCGAUUGAAUUCAAACAUAGAGAUUUUUACCCUGACAGGGAAGAGAUGAGAAGAGUACGUGACUCUGAAGGUCUACUUUGCAGGAGAGAUGUCGGCACUACUUCCAUGAAAGAAAACCGGGCCAUCGUGUUCCCAAAUGUCUACGAAAGAUAUAUUCUUCCCUUCAAGUUACAGAACAAACAAAGAGACGGAUUUGUAAAGAUCUUGUGUUUCCAUUUAUGCGAUCCCACUGAUAAGGAAACCAAUCAAAAGCUCCAAACUACUCGUACCGUUCCUCCUCAACAACCAGGACAAUUUGAAAGCAUGAUUCGCAACACUAGACGGCUAGGGAAUCUCCCGGAAGAUGUAUUCCAAUCAAUCUUGGGGUAUUGUAUUGGGACCAUCAUGCCUAUGAAAAAAGCUAUGGAAUACAAAGAAACUAUGGUCGAUGACAGGGGGUCUACGAUGCUAUUCGGGGUCAACUAUGACGACGAUGAUAAAUAUGACGAAAUUAUCGAAAACGAUUACGACGAGUAUGGCGAUGGCGAUUUCGACGACUGGUUCUAA
Molecule: messenger RNA, 1578 nt
Organism: Orbilia oligospora ATCC 24927
Lineage: Eukaryota; Fungi; Ascomycota; Orbiliomycetes; Orbiliales; Orbiliaceae
Exons: 5
Coding region: 1-1578 (525 amino acids)
Source: RefSeq, a predicted model, not a curated record